Molecule: messenger RNA, 2291 nt
Organism: Anastrepha ludens (Mexican fruit fly)
Lineage: Eukaryota; Metazoa; Arthropoda; Insecta; Diptera; Tephritidae
Exons: 4
Coding region: 269-394 (41 amino acids)
Source: RefSeq, a predicted model, not a curated record
AAUUGCUAAAGGCACACACACACGCGCACAUGCACGCAACUUAACGCACGGCACCACCACCCAACACCCGACGUGCGCGCUCAUGAAUAAAUACUUGCUCGCAUCUACACUGAGUGGCGCUCAUCGCGCACACAUCUAACACAUGCGCAUGUAUGCGCCAACAACGUGAUAAGAUACGACGGUCGUCGUCAAGCAAAGCUACUAAGUUUGCCAAAACGGCAAGCAGCAACUAAAAGUGAACGUCACCGGCCGCAUCAGUCGCCAUCAAAUGAUGAAACUGUGCUCAUCUCGCACCAACUCCACUCUGUUGAAUGUUGUGAUCGAUCAACGACUUAGAAUUGACACCUGUCGAUAUCUAAUGGAAAUUCAAUCGCGUCGUCUAGCGGGAGAAUAGAAAAUACCAACAAAUAAAAGCGAAAUUUCGCAUACAAAGAAAUAAAAUUAAUAAUCAAAAUAAAUAAAGCUUAAAUCGUCAAGAACAAAGCGCCGCAGCUGUGAAGCGCCGGAAAUAGUGAGCAAAUACACCAGCAGCGCGCAUUGAUAAAGAAAAUAAAAAGAGGCAUCAGCAAAAGUUCCAAGUGCAUAAAAAGCAACGAAAAACAAAAUUUUUAAUUUCGGAUUUUUCCACCAUCAAAUGUUGGGUUUGGAAAAAAUUUGAAUUUGCAAGAAUAUCGCUUAAAUUUUGCGAAAAAUAUAUUUCCAAAUAUUCUAUGUGUAUGUAUGUAUGUCAAUUGACGUCAGCGUUAACCUCGCAUAAAAUUGAAUAGAUAUUAACAAAACACAAAAAAAAAAUUAAAGCAAAACGCUUAGCAUAACAAAAAUUGAGAAAAAAACAACUAAAAAGCGAUAAAUAAGUAAAAAUUGGAACAAAACAAACAAAGAAAUAUAGGCGAAUAAGUGUACAGUGUGAAUUAAAAAAAAAAAGUUAAAAAAAAAUUAGCUAUUUUUAGUGCAUGGGCAUCCGGUGAAAAUUAUAAGCACAGCAACUAAACAAAGCAUAAAAAAAUUGUCACUUGCGUAGCCAUACGAAAAGUUCCAAAACGAAAACGAAAUUGUGCAAAGCCGUGUUAUUGAAAUUUUCUAAACGAAAAACCACUUGAAAGUUAAAAAGCCAGGAGCUUAAGGAUUGGUGAUAACAAACAAAAAUUAAAUAAAAACUACAACAAAGAAAGCAUACAAAAUAUUUAGUGGGAGAGAAGCUAAAAAAGACUGAAAAAGUAAAAUACAAAAAAAUAAAGGAAAACCCAUACAAAAAAUAGCGCUUCUAAAGCAGCAAGUGCAAGAGCGGAAAGAAAAGCAAAAUCUUUCGGGCUAAUUUUGUUGACAUAACACAAAAAAUAUAUAUAAAAAAAAGCACAAAAACGAUAAGUGUACACUUAAGUAUAUAAUAUAUACACACAUACGAGUAUAUAUAUAUACAUAUAUGCAUAUAUUUUUUGGCAAGUAACAGCGUAGUAGCGCCUGACUUGCUAGACAAAGAAAUCAGUGUUUUCCUCCGUGAACAUAUUGUUGUUGUACUAAUACAUACAGUGUAAAUAUCAGAGACCAAAUUUUUGAAUAAACACAUAUUUUUUGAACAUCUUUUACUGGCUUCGCUUGUGCACAGCACGCAAAAACGACAACGUCCAUAAACAGCACCACGCCACGCCUCGCAUAAACCUCAUUAUUUGGAAUCAUCCUUGCACAUGCAAAUCAAUUUUGUGACAGAAGAGUAGCCGUAGUUGCUGGCUAGACCUGUUCCUACAUCUAUGGAGUUUCACCUAGACAGUGCAGAAUACUGCCAAGCACAGCACAAAUAAAAAGGAAAAAAGUUUGCUAAACAGCGAAAGAAACGUAAAAAAGCCGGGAGUUGGAUCUUGUUGGCAGCGUGUCCAGUUGGGAGACAGUUAGACAGGAGAAAGCAGAGAUAGCGCGGGACGUGGAAGCAAGAGAAAUAGUGUAGAGAAAAUUUUUGUAAAUUUUGAAACAUAAAUCAAAAGCCUUAACGACUUUCUAAUUGGAUUUUAAAGAAAGUGUUGCCUGGAGUAAAGAAAGGGGGAAUAACCGCAAAAAGCGCGCAUAUCAGAGGAAUAGUUAUAUUUGAAUUUGAAUCUAAAGCUAAAACAGAAACAAAAACAAAAGCAACGAAAGCGAAGAAAAGCCAAGUCGGCUAACAAGAAUUAUCUUAAAGUUGAUUUAUCAAAAAAAAAGUUAAAGAGGAAUUAAAAACAUCAACAGGGAUUUCCAGGAGAAGAAAAGCAAGUAGGUUUUGUGCAAGAAAAAAAAAAAAACAAAAAAAAAAAAAAAGCAAA